AAUCCCAAAUUAAAUUCAUGAGCUAUCAGUGGCUCAUUUACAAAAUUAUUCAAAUGGAUGACUAACAUCAUGUAACCACAAUGACAACACUACUUAGAGGUGUAUUAUUUUAUCAACAGUAAGUGGUUAUUCAUUAGAUAAAAUUAAACAAAGUCAAACCUUUUUGUAUGAUCCUUGACAUCUACUCGCAUCAUUCCUUGUCCCUACAAAACAUAAGUUUAUCAAUGAGAAAACUUCUUCUACCUCAAACAUACUACACAAUAAAAACAAACAUACUUAUAUACUCCGCUAUAUAAGUUCGCCGUUACUUUUGUGUACUAACAAACUGCUUACCUACGUUGUAUUGUGCUCUUAUCAAUUAUCAAGAUAGUGGCACAUAAGGUUCGUUCACUCGAACUUAACCCUGUCGUUGUAUCGGAACAUAUUAUUAAAAUAUUAUUGAUACUGAGCAAUACAAUAUUUACGUAGUACUUAGUAAGGUUAGUUCAUCCUACUAUAAACGCUAAAGUUUAUACGUAUGGAUGAUUGUUCCUGUUUCACACAAACAUCACUGAACAGAUGUCAUGGACAUGAUUAACAAAUUGGAUAGUAUUUAUGUUCCCGGGGGACUAUUUUUGCAUUGCAGGGCAAUAGCUAGUUCACGAUAUUUUAACACCAAAAGUUUUAAACGUAUGUUAUAGAUUCAGAAAUCAUUUACAUUUACUAAAUGAAACAAUUUACUUAAUUACUACCAGUACUUUUGAUACCAUUCCUAUUUGAAUCGAAUUUCCCAGGCUACUAAACCUAUCAAAACACCCACAUCCGACAUUCAGCGGUUAAUGUUGAUCUAACAAAUCGUUUUAUCAGUAAGACUAUUUGUCUGCGAUCGCAGAAAACACUAGAUACAAUUGAUUCUUCAAUCAUUGUCGCCAUUAUACUCGAGUGAUUUGACAUGGAUACAGUUAAGCAAGACUACCCCUGGGAAAUACAAGAUGUAGAGCCCAAUUUGGCUGGUGAACUAGCCAAGUACUUCAGAAACGAGCACAAAAACUACAUACGCGUGGGACCUAAGGGCUAUUUUUUCCCGCAAACUUUCAAGGAUGAAGCUGUGAAUAUCUACAACAUGCAAAUAAGAGCGAGUGACGUAUUCGUCGCUAGUUACCCCAGAUCAGGUUCGACAUUGACUCGAGAGCUGGUCUGGAUUGUAGCUAACGACUGGGAUUUCGAAAAAUCAGUGACCAUACCGCUAGUCGGAAGGUUUAUGUUUCUGGAAUUUCCCACGCUCGUGCAUCCAGAACUAAUUGACAGAAUCAUGAGCGAAACUAAAGAGGAAACAAAAAUGAAUCUUAUCCAAAUGAUAACGCAGCCAGGCACUACAAGGCUGUCAAAUGCAGCCUCUCCGCGCUUCAUCUACACCCACCUGGCUUUAUCCCUGCUCCCCCCAUCUCUGAUGGAAACUGGUAAAGUGGUGUACGUGGCUCGCGACCCCAGGGAUGUGGUUGUCUCGUUCUACCACAUGAACAGACUUCACCGAUUGCUGGGUUACAUAGGAGACAUGAAAACGUUCUGGAACUUCUUCAUGCAAAACUCAAUUUACUGGACACCAUACUUCGAGAAUGUAAAAGAAGCAUGGGCGAUGAGGCAUCACACUAAUAUGUUGUUUUUAUUCUACGAAGAUAUGGUUCAGGACUUACCAUCUGUGAUCCGGCGGGUGGCGUCGUUUCUCAACAAACCUUGCCUUGAAGACAAAGUGGCUCGCCUCACCAAACAUCUGAGCAUCGACAGCUUUCGCAAAAACAAAGCGGUGAACUACGAAAUCAUGGACGAACUAGGCCUUCUCAAUGACGGAGAACAACCUUAUAUUAGAAAGGGUAAGGCGGGCGGCUGGCGCGACUACUUCGACGAAGAGAUGACACAACAAGCAAAGAAAUGGAUAGCGGACAACCUGCGAGACACAGACCUGAGGUUCCCGACUCAUAAGUGAAGCAACAAAUUUGUUUAAACCUGUCUAAGUGUAUAAUAAAUAUUUUAAUGUUUUAUUGAA
This is a messenger RNA of Trichoplusia ni (cabbage looper), 2023 nucleotides long. RefSeq names its product sulfotransferase family cytosolic 1B member 1-like. The transcript is spliced from 8 exons. Gene Ontology annotation, biological process: sulfation. Gene Ontology annotation, molecular function: sulfotransferase activity. The record is from RefSeq and is a predicted model, not a curated record. Lineage: Eukaryota; Metazoa; Arthropoda; Insecta; Lepidoptera; Noctuidae. The coding region runs from base 932 to 1963 and encodes 343 amino acids. Gene Ontology annotation, cellular component: cytoplasm.